Messenger RNA from Colletotrichum chrysophilum, 1212 nucleotides. RefSeq lists its product as uncharacterized. The record is from RefSeq and is a predicted model, not a curated record. The transcript has 3 exons. The coding region runs from base 1 to 1212 and encodes 403 amino acids. NCBI's taxonomy places the organism in Eukaryota, Fungi, Ascomycota, Sordariomycetes, Glomerellales, Glomerellaceae.
AUGUGGUCGACGACGAUUCCCAUUCUUGCUGGCCUGCCUUUGGUGGCAAGCUCCUUCUUGGCAGAUCUGCCAGCCACGUUCAAUGAUACGCCGGCGAUAUGGGCAUAUGUUUCCUACGGCAACCCCUCCGUGGCUGUUCUGACCGGUUCAUUCAACCGCUCUGCCAUAGACGCCCCGCACAAGGGAGAGACCAGUGAUCCAGCUUUGAAGAAGACCAAUGAGUUUCUCAACACCACGAACUUCAUUGCUUAUGAUGAGAGGUUCUUCGACAUCUUCGGACCUCAGGCGACCGUCAAGCAGGUUCAGCAGUUAGCAUUUCAGACCCAUGAGGCGCCAUGCUACAAUAAAGAUACCAAGGAAUUGUACUUCGCCGAGUGGGGUCCUCCCGGUGGUGAUGAUGGUACCCACUCCUGGCAGUAUAUGCUCGAUACCAGGAACAAUACGCUGAAGAAGAUCACCACGACCCCGCCAACUGUGAAUGCGCAUGGCUGCAUCUACUACCGUGGGGCUUACCACGUAGUCACUGAUGGGUCUCACAACGAAACCGGGGCCCUUGUCCGCGUCAAUCCCGAGACUCUUGAAAGAACAGUGCUGUUGAACAACUACUACCAGGAGCCAUUCAUGGGUUUCAAUGAUCUUGACAUUGACUCUGAAGGUAAUUUCUGGUUGACGGAUUCCAAGUCUGGAUGGGGCCGAGAUAUCGUGGAUUAUACGCCGCCGACAAACCCUACGGUUUACUUCGUGAACGGAACCACGAUGAGACCCAAGGUUGUUCAUAUUACUACAGGAAAUGCCAACGGUGUCGCCGUAUCAUCUCUCCAAGACGGACGCCACACUUUGUAUCUUCCUGACACAGGCGUAUCCGAGUUCAAGCCUGUGUCGAAGAAGAAUCCCUACGGCAACAGGGCACUUUUCGCUUACGACGUUGCACCUGGCGGGGUUCUAACGAGCCCUCGUCUGCUGAAUAACCCGAUCUCGUACUUUUACGACGGUAUCAGGGUUUCAAGGAAUGGUUGGAUCUUCGUGGGUGCUGGAGAUGGAGUGGACGUUAUUGACCCUGUUAGCGGUUUCACUCUUGGCACGAUCCGUGUUGGUGGAGGUGACAACCUUGCUGUCAGCUUGGCUUUCGGUGAGCACGAGUUCUGGAUCGUUGGGAGGGGCGGUGUUUGGCAUGUCAACAAUGUUGCAGAGCGUCUCGAUCGCGAAUGGUAA